AUGUACACUUACAUUUGGAUUUGCUUUUUUCUUGUUAUACCGUGUAUUUUUGGUAAUAACUAUGAACUAAAUAUAGAUGGAGCAACAGCCAAUGGAUGGGAAUUUGUUCGAGAAUUAUUUCGAGAAAAUUUUGUCGACGAACGAGAUUUAGGCGCAUCGUUAGCGGUGUAUCAUCAAGGGAAUUUAGUUGUUGAUCUCUGGGGUGGAUGGUUUGAUAAACUCAAAUCAAAAUCUUACGAUAAUAACACAUUACAAAUAGUAUUCUCAACAACGAAAGGUUUAGUGGCAGCAGCUGUUGCGUUAUGUGUUCAACGAGGUCUUCUCGAUUACUCCGAACUGGUUAUAAACUAUUGGCCUGAGUACGGACAAAACGGAAAAGAGAAUACAACAGUCGCCGAUAUUCUCUCGCAUCGCGCUGGUUUACCAUUUGAUUUUUCUCCAUUUGAUGAUUAUUUAAAUUGGACUUUGAUGAUAAGUAAAUUAGAACAAAGUCAACCUGUGUGGAAGCCAGGAACAGCUCAUGGUUAUCAUGCAUUAACGUAUGGUUGGUUGGCCGGUGAACUUGUUCGACGAGUUGAUCCAAAAAAUCGCACUUUAGGUGAAUUUAUUCGGAAUGAAAUUGCAAAACCUUUACAAAUUGAAUUUUAUGUUGGUUUACCAUCCGAACAAGAAUAUCGUGUUUCACCAUUAGAUUUAAAACCUAAUCAAACUUCAUUUGAUGAUUUCAAUAAAAAUAGUACUCAUAGAGCAGAAAUUCCAGGUGCAAAUGGAAUAACAAAUGCUCGAUCUUUGGCAAGACUCUAUGCGGGUCUAAUUGGUAAUGUGGAAAAUAAUCAUUACCAACGAAUCUUAACAGAAGAUAUUUUAAAACGGGCAAUCAAAUCGAAUACACCUUCUCAUGAAAUCGAUUUCGUUUUGAAUGUUACCACAACAUUUGCUAUGGGAUUUUUCCUACUGGAUGAUCUAUUUCCAUCAUUGGGACCUGGAAUAUUUGGUCAUCAAGGACUUGGAGGAAGUAUUGGAUUUGCUGUGCCUGCGAAAAAUCUUUCAUUCGCCUAUGUUGUGAAUCGAUUGGACACUCAAACGAUUGAUAUCGAUCAUCGAUAUAAAUCAAUGAUCAAUGAUAUUGCACAGAUGAUCAAUCGGAAUCAUGCGACAAAUCUAAUCGACAGUUUCUCUUUUCGUCUUCUGACUUUUUCUUGUUUUGUCUUCUAUGUCAUUGAAUUCAUUCUUCAUUAA
Messenger RNA from Adineta ricciae, 1239 nucleotides. The record is from the annotation of a GenBank genome assembly. NCBI's taxonomy places the organism in Eukaryota, Metazoa, Rotifera, Eurotatoria, Adinetida, Adinetidae.